AUGGGCGGCGGCGGGGGCGGAGGUAGCACCAUAGGCGGUGGCACCCUGGGCCACGGCACCGCGAUGAGCAGCAGCACGGUCGGCAUGGGCCCUCUCCCCGGCACCCUGAUGCAUGGAGCCUCCGGCGGCGGAGUUGGCGGCGGUAAUCCUGGCAAUGUUUACGGCAAUGGGAACAACGGAGUUGGCGGUCAGAACACCGCUCCGGGCUCCGUGAUCGACUCCCGGGCCGUGUCCGUGGUGGUCACGCUGCCUGGCGGUCCGGGUGCUCAGCAUCCGGGCCAGGCGCUCAGCGACUAUGGUCCCAUAUAGUUAAUGGUACGCCCGGACACCGCUCACUGGGUCUCGACCAGCAGUUUUAGCCAGCUGUAGCCGCUCAAGUUGGUCGACUCGCACGCCCGGCCUCUGUCUCACUCGCACUCUUAGGCUCUCACUUGCACACUCCAUCCCCAUCUCGCUCGCUCCCGCUGUCUGGGCCCGCCCCCCCCCCUUAGCAAAGGUUUUGAAGAAAUGCCAUAUUAAUUCGAGUAGCCGUAGUUUGUUUGUUGAGUGGAAAGCGCAACAGGAGGCCGUGUUUCUGUUUCCAAUUUUGAUUAAAUUUUGAGGAAAAGGAAAUCACGAAGUUACCAAUUUUCAUACCGUUUCCUUUCCGUUCUUUGGCAAUCCUCUUUGAACUUCUUUGUUUAAUAUAAGACUUCCUUCGAUUUCCUAUUCCGAUAAAAUUUCUUAUAAAUUGGAAACUGAAACAAGGUCAAAAGUAAUCAUUAUAGGUGUGGUAAAAACAACCAAUCUGCAUACAAGAUUCUAGUCCAAAGAAACCUUUGUCUUCGAAAGCAGAUGAGCACAGAUGAGCUAAGGCGUGGCGAUAGGGGUAAUACCCAGAAUAAAUACAAAAUAUACGAUCGAAUCCAGUUGAAGCGCGUUGGUUCCACCUGUCAUUAACUACUUUCCUAUCUAAAUAUUCAUAACGCCAUCUUUUCUGUUGUUACUCCCCUCCACGAACACUUUCCUCAACGAAAUAGACUGAGAAACGCAAACCAUUUAAGUAACCGCCACGUAGAGCAACCGGGGGCUGAACAGCGAGCGGAAUCUGCCCACACUGCCAAGUCAGAGCCACGAGCCAUAUUUCGAAAUUACAACUAACUUUUAAUCAAACUAACUACACUAUUAACCUUAACCUAAACGUAAACGUAAACAUUAAACAUUACGAACGCAUAAAGAAAAAUGAAAUACAAAAAAAGAGAAAUGAAACACUUCGAAUGCCCAUAGAAAGUUAGUUGCGAUUUUAGGGUUGUCGCAUUAUCAAAGAACAGGCAGUCAGUGUUGCCAGAUACCAUUUGUAAAUUAUUUAACAUAACCUAAGGCAUUAUCCAACACUAAGUUUUGUACAUAUUUUCAAAUCGCGCCUAGUUUGUAAACGUCUUUUUGUUCCCUGAAACUAAGAUCUAAAUAUAGUAACUUGCAUUUCAGCAUCAAAAGCAACUCUGCAUUUAAGCUCAAAAAUUGAAUUUAAUUUUUACAAAACCCAAAAAAAGGAAAGAUACUACCAAAACCCCUAAUCCCCCUUCACCUUAAAUAAAAAUAAAAAAAUAAAUGAGUAAAGAAAAAUUGCCAACUUUUGCAGCCGACGCAGGUCAUUUUUUUGCAUUUAUAAAACAAGCAAAAACAAAAAUUGUAUAAAGCUAAAACGUUUAUAUAAGAGUAUUAAAUUAAAUGUAACCCUAGUUGUAAACAAAAACAAAAACAAAAACAAAAAAGAAAAGGAAAACGGCAAAGUAAAGCAAAACGAAAUAUCUAUCAAGCAUUAAAAACUAUUGUAUUUAAAUUUAAUAUUUAUAUUACAUGGUAAAAGCAACAAUUUAACUGUUAGCAUUUCAAACCAUUUCACAUACGAAACAAAACAAGAACGAGGGGAUGAACUUUACAUUAUAAAUUAUAUGAUAUAGCAACAACUAUGUGUGUAAUGUUUUUAGCAACUAUAACUAUUUCUAUACACAAAACGAGAAACAUGCAAAAGCUGUAAUAAAAACCAUAUACAAAAUA
This is a messenger RNA of Drosophila eugracilis, 2040 nucleotides long. RefSeq names its product acanthoscurrin-2-like. The record is from RefSeq and is a predicted model, not a curated record. The transcript has a single exon. Bases 1 to 309 code for a protein of 102 amino acids. NCBI's taxonomy places the organism in Eukaryota, Metazoa, Arthropoda, Insecta, Diptera, Drosophilidae.